This is a messenger RNA of Mizuhopecten yessoensis (Yesso scallop), 907 nucleotides long. Its product is annotated as sodium/myo-inositol cotransporter 2-like. Gene Ontology annotation, biological process: transmembrane transport. Gene Ontology annotation, cellular component: plasma membrane. NCBI's taxonomy places the organism in Eukaryota, Metazoa, Mollusca, Bivalvia, Pectinida, Pectinidae. The coding region runs from base 44 to 907 and encodes 287 amino acids. Gene Ontology annotation, molecular function: D-glucose:sodium symporter activity. The transcript has 6 exons. The record is from RefSeq and is a predicted model, not a curated record.
CCUGGCAGCUGUCAUUUUUACUGAUGCACUACAGACAUUCGUUAUGGUAUUUGGGUCAUUAGCACUGUCCAUCAUGGCGUUUGUAGAAGUAGGGGGACUCGGUGGGUUGAUGUACAAGUACUUCGAAGCAGUGCCGGAAGGUUAUAAAUCAUCAAAUGGGACCGGUAACUUAAUAUUUGGUAACAGCUCUUACUCUCCAUGUGGUCUUCCUCGUGCUGAUGCGUUUCACCUUAUCCGCGACCCUGUGAACUCCGACCUCCCCUGGCCAGGAGUAUUAUUGAGGUCAACUAUAAUAUCAGUAUUGUAUUGGUGCGGAGAUCAGAUCAUAGUACAGCGCGUGCUUGCUGCUAAAAACAUUGCUCACGCCAGAGGUGGAACUGUCUUUGCCGGAUUCCUCAAGUUUUUGCCUUUAUUUCUAAUUAUCAUGCCAGGAAUGAUAAGUAGAGUUCUCUACCCAGAGUCGCUGGUUUGUCAAAACGCGGAAAUGUGCAUGAGGGUCUGCAAUAACCCCGCUGGAUGUUCUAAUUUAGCCUAUCCAAAGUUGAUUCUUAGUCUUGCUCCAACCGGCAUGCGUGGUGUUAUGAUGGCCGUGAUGAUUGCUGCACUUAUGAGUUCCCUGACUUCAGUAUUCAACAGCUCGGCGGUGAUCUUUACCUUGGACAUAUGGAAAACGUUCCGACAAAGUGCUUCCGAAAGAGAAUUACUCAUUAUAGGAAAAAUAUUUGUUGUCAUACUUGUUGCCGUUAGCAUCGCGUGGAUACCCCUGAUGGAGACUGCUCAAGAAGGACAACUCUUUAUGUACAUACAGGCAAUUAAUGGUUACCUUGUGCCGCCUUUCUGUGCAGUAUUUUUACUGGCUGUGUUUGUACCUAGGGUGAAUGAAACGAUAACACAUAAUACAAAAUGA